Molecule: messenger RNA, 2565 nt
Organism: Corythoichthys intestinalis (scribbled pipefish)
Lineage: Eukaryota; Metazoa; Chordata; Actinopteri; Syngnathiformes; Syngnathidae
Gene: frk
Product: fyn-related Src family tyrosine kinase
Exons: 8
Coding region: 172-1740 (522 amino acids)
Biological process (GO): innate immune response; cell differentiation; cell surface receptor protein tyrosine kinase signaling pathway
Cellular component (GO): extrinsic component of cytoplasmic side of plasma membrane
Molecular function (GO): signaling receptor binding; non-membrane spanning protein tyrosine kinase activity; ATP binding
Source: RefSeq, a predicted model, not a curated record
ACCCGCCCUCAUCAAGUGCAGGUGAUUUGUCGCUCUUGACACUCACCAACGAAUUAUGCAGCUCUACAAGCCUUUUUUCCUCCUGACUUCAGAGUAUUAAAUUGGGUAUUUGGAGAGGAGCCGACUGGACAAUAUACUCAAAAUGAAUAGCCGCUGUGAUUGACUAAAACCAUGGAUAUUAAAACGAAGUUUUCAGGUUGUUGGGAGAGCGUUCUCACUUGUUUUAAGAAACCAAACCCAAGAGGAAUCACCAAAAACACUCCGAAAAAAGAAGAUGACGUCGACUUUGAAAACCCAGUAGCUGUCCAAAAAACUCAGGCGCGCUUGAGGAGUCCCGACGCCGUCGAGAAUCGUUUUGUCGCGCUUUAUGACUACUCUGCGCGCACCGAGGAAGACUUAAGCUUUAACGCAGGUGACAUUUUGGAAGCUCUGAGUAAAAAUGGAGGUGACUGGUGGUACGCCAAAGCGCACACUGGGAUUUCAGCGUCCAAAACGGGCUAUAUACCCGCAAAUUAUGUUGCGGCAUUGGAAAGCAUCGACGCAGAACCGUGGUAUUUUCCGGAGACAAAAAGGCUGGAUGCGGAGAAGAUGCUGUUAACAGGAAAGAAUGAACAUGGAGCUUUCUUAAUCAGGAACUGUGAAAGCCAGAAAGGGGAGCUCUCCCUGUCAGUGUUGGACAAUGGGAGGGUGAAGCAUUAUAAAUUAAGGAAAAACGAACAUGGUCUUUACUAUGUCUCAAUGACCAAAGUUUUUGAAACAUUAAAGAAGUUAGUGAGUCACUAUUCCACCCAAGCUGAUGGACUCUGUGUACGUCUGAGCGAACCAUGCAAAAAGAUUGAGGCUCCACAAACUAAUGGUCUGUCCUAUAACACUGUGGACCAAUGGGAGAUUGACCGCAAUUCUAUUAAGCUGCUCCAUAAACUUGGAGCGGGUCAGUUUGGAGAAGUUUACGAGGGCAUAUGGAAUGACACCACAGCAGUUGCAGUGAAGACCCUUAAACCUGGUACCAUGGAUGCCAACGACUUUCUCAGAGAGGCUCAAAUCAUGAAGCGACUGAGGCAUGCCAAGUUAAUCCAACUUUAUGCCGUCUGCACCAUGGAAGAGCCCUUCUAUAUUAUAACAGAACUGAUGAAGAAUGGCAGCUUGUUGGAAUACCUCCAAAAGGACAAGGGUGACAAACUCCAGCUCUCCGACCAGAUUGAGAUGGGUGCGCAGGUGGCAUCUGGUAUGGCUUUUCUGGAGUUGCAGAACUAUAUUCACAGAGAUCUUGCUGCAAGAAAUGUGCUAGUAGGAGAGAACAACAUCUGCAAGGUGGCAGAUUUUGGUCUUGCCCGGGUCUUUCAGAAUGAAAAUGUGUACGAGGCAAAAGAAGGUACCAAAUUCCCUGUGAAAUGGACCGCUCCCGAGGCCAUCCGAACCAAUAUUUUCACAAUCAAAUCAGAUGUCUGGUCAUUUGGUAUUCUCUUGUAUGAGAUAAUGACAUUCGGCAAAAUGCCAUACCCAGACAUGACAAACUACCAGGUUGUUCAACAAUUACCCCAGGGCUACAGAAUGCCAUGUCCCCAACAGUGCCCCAAAGUCUUGUAUGAAAUCAUGUUGGACUGCUGGAAAGAGAAUGAGCAGGACCGGCCAACAUUCGAGACCUUGCAGUGGAAGUUGGAGGAGUACUUUGAAUUAAACGCCAGCUCCUACGAUGACGCUGCCCAAAGUUUGCCCAAAGUUAGCACACUAAGCAUGUGAGAGCAAAAUAUAAAACCUAAUCCACUUGAAACGGAACAGGCAAUUGUGAUGCAUUUUGAUCAUCUAUGUUUGCAAUGAUUGACUUUUUAAAAACUGACUGUUAGGAAGCUUUUGCUGUAGUGCUGGUUUUGCAUUUUUCCAACUGAAUGGGCUAAAAGGCUGCUUUCAGCUAAGAAGUAAAGUCUUUACGUAUCUUGAUGAACCAGUUCUACAUGCCAUUCUUCCUUGUGCACAUUGUUUCCACUUGCUACCUGCUAUCCUUUUAACAAGAUAUUACAAUGAAGUGAGUCAUACAACACUUUACCUCAGAUAAGUAGGUUAUAUGUAAUCUUAAAUCUUGACUCUACACUAACUCGGAGUUGCAGUCUGUGUACUUUUCCCCUCCAUCUGAAAGCAUGUUAAUAUUCUUUUUGGCAUUUUACAUGUGUAUGGUGAUAUGUUGCUGUAUUUUUAAGCUUAAUUGUUCAGUUUCCCCUUUAAAGUUUCUCAGUUGUAUGAUUAUAAAUAUAGCCUAAGCAUAUAAUUUUAACUCAUUAAUAUGGCUUCAUCUGUUAUUUGUGUAUUUUAACAAAGGUUUAAUAUAUUAAUCAUACCAGUAAAAAGUGUUUAGAUUUUUUUUUACAUUGACUACUAAAACCUUUAUGAAUCGAACAAUUUUUUAGAAAUCAUUUGCUCAUAUAGCAGCACCAAAGUGAGAAUGUCUGAUGUGCCAGUAUUUUGUUUUGAUCAAUUCUCUAUACCAGUGACAUAUACAGUAAAAGCUGAAAUGCCAUUUAUCUCUAACAAGGAAUUAUUUUGUGUUGAUUAAACUGAGUUUAUCCUUGA